Molecule: messenger RNA, 2701 nt
Organism: Parasteatoda tepidariorum (common house spider)
Lineage: Eukaryota; Metazoa; Arthropoda; Arachnida; Araneae; Theridiidae
Source: RefSeq, a predicted model, not a curated record
AUAGCUACGAGCUACACUAUGUAGCGAUUAUUAAUCGAUAUACUUGUUUUUAAUCAUUUGCUACUUGUAUCAAAAUGGAAACGAAACCUUUUAUUGCGACUGUCUGCAAUCAAAAAAUGAGUGGUGGCUCAAUGGCUUAUUGUGUUAUUGUUACCCGAAAUUUAAAAGAAAAGUGAUAUAUUAAUUUUUCAAUACACGAUUUUAAUAAUCAUCGUUUAUUUUCCAUGAUAGUUUUUCUUUGUUUUGGUGUUACAUGACCUUUUCGAUGUAAAUAUUAUGUAUGUCACCGGCAUAACCCAUAUUUCUAUUCGUAGAAAUCAUGAUUAUUCUGAUUAUCUCCUCUCGUGGUUACUAGAAAAAAUCAUAUUUCGAUGAACUGAUGGUUAAGGAUUCUCCGAUUGAUGUUGUCCACCGCGGACUCUUUAAUUCUAAUAUGGAUACCAAUUUAAUGUUCGAAAAUCUAUUGGAUCACAAUGCCUCAAAACGAGUGGAACUUCUAAUUGUCAUGAGAAAACUUCUAAAGAGUGGAAAUGGAUACCUACCCUUUCAUAAUGCAUCUUCUGAAUCGAUAUUUAGUGUUCUUUUUCAUGUGUUAGACGAUACUCGAUGGGAAGUUCGUUACCAAUGUCUAUUAUUAAUUUGCGGUAUUAUUCCACAUAUAAAUGAUGAUCUUGACUCAUGUAUGUCACAGCUUUUACCCAAAAUCAUAUCGAAUCUUGGUCAUGAUAAUGUUAAUGUGCGACGCUCUUCUCUUCAAUCACUGCACAUUUAUAUGAAAUACACAAACAAUUUGCAAGAUUUUCAGAAAGUAUUUAUCUAUUAUGGAUUAGAAAAUUCUGAAUACAUUAUUAGAAAAGGUUGUAUUAUGAGCAUCGGAAUUUUGUUCUCGACUGGAUUUGAAAAUGAAAAUUUAUUUCCUCUAAUAGAGUGCCUUUCCAGACAUUUUGUUGAUGGGGAUGCCUCAUUGUUUUAUCCAAUAUUUUUAGCUAUGCAAAAAAUUCAUGAACUGCAUGGAUCAGCGACUUUUGAUAGAUAUCUUCAAAAUUUAGAUGAAGAAGCAGCCAAUACUUACAUAAGAGUCUUAAACAAGUUUUCACUAAAUGGUUCUCGUUUAAGUAGUGGCUCGGGUAGUCAUUCAAGUUUUUCCAACAUAAAUGGAGUUUGUGGAGCUGGAAAUAAACUAUUAAAAUAUGAUUUUGGUAUUUUUCAGCCUUACAUUACUGAAAAAAUUAAGAGUGAUGAUUGGAAAACAAGAGUCGAGGCUCUCGAGCACAUGAAAAUGAUAAUUCGCGAAGUGCCAGAUUUUUCAGAAAAAAUAUCUGAUAUGGAUGAGUAUAUGAUGUUUUUAUCAAAACUACUAGAAGAUUCUAACUUCAAAAUUGUCAUUCAGACUUUAAGUGUAUAUGAUUUAUUGAUUGACAAGUUUAAAAAUCAAAUACGACGAUUUCUCAAAACAUUUGUUACAUCUGUGUUGAAAAGAUUGGGAGAUGCAAAACUUGUUGUUCGUGAGCAUGCAAUUAGAGUUAUUCACAGAUUAAUGCAUCAUAUCAAACCUACAGAAGUUCUUAGUCAUUUGUUGCAAAAUAAAGACAAUCGCAAUCCUCGUCUCAGAGAAGAAAUUGUGAACAGAGUUACUGCUGCAGUCUUAACAUUUCCCAGUUAUAAUUUUGAAUUUCUUCCUCUUUGUGAGUCUGUUGCUCCACUUCUUACUGACACAAAAAGACGUGUCAGACUCGCUGCUUUAGAAUGUUUUGCAGCAUUUGCACAGGCUAUGGGACCAGCACGCCUAGUUCCUUUAGUAUCUGCUGUUGAUUUUGUAGAGAUUAAUUCUGACUCUGAAGGACUCUUGACGGCUGUGCAAGCUCGUUUGGCCAGAAGAAUUCUUCCAAGAUGUACUGAAGAUGGUGCUGUUUCAUAUGCUAUAAUUCUUCCAGCUUCUGCUGGUUCUCAAAGUAGAAAUGUUUCCCCUUGGGGUCCUGAUAUUGAAUGGAUUAUGGCAGCAUCUAGCUCCUCCAGUUCUUCCACUCCUCCAUCCAGAAGUAAAGAUAUUUGUGUAACAGACCUUGAUCAGAAUGGAGAUUCAUCCACUUGCAAAGUAGUUGAUGUCAAAGAACCCAGAAAUGAAGAAUUGAUUAAUAUUUUUAAGCGAGAUAGCAACUGGGUUAAAAAUACACCAUAUGAUGCACCUUCUUCAUCUACAGUUAUUCAGCAUACUGAAAAUGAACUGGUAAAACAGCAAAAUGAAAGGCUUAAAAUUGAAAUAAAAGAGGACAAAGUAAAACCUAUUGUUGCAUCAAACAAUGAUAAUUCUUCAUUUUGUACUGGAGAUUCCUCGACAUCAGAAGUUAAAUUAAAUAAAGAUAGCACCAAAAUGAAGCCUAUGAUAGUGAACAGUAAAAUUCCUGUCUUAGCUAGAUUUUCUGGAAGAAAAACUUCUCAAGAAGAAGCACAACUUGGUAAAGCUUUGCCAUUACGAGCAUUAUCUGCUCAGCGUCAUAACACUCUUCCAUCAUUCAGUGUAAGACAUUCUGCUGCUCUUAGAAGAGCAUCAAAUCAAUAUCCUCAAGAUAAUGCUUUAGCGAAUGCACAUAUAGAAAAUAGUUUUGAUGAUCCAGUUUUGUAAGUCUUUUUUGUUAUAUUUUCCGAAAAUGCUUUUACUUUAUUCCCAGCUUACAUUUCCAUAUAAGUUAUAAAUAGAAAA